Messenger RNA from Hyalella azteca, 805 nucleotides. RefSeq names its product anti-lipopolysaccharide factor. The coding region runs from base 122 to 481 and encodes 119 amino acids. The transcript is spliced from 4 exons. Lineage: Eukaryota; Metazoa; Arthropoda; Malacostraca; Amphipoda; Hyalellidae. The record is from RefSeq and is a predicted model, not a curated record.
CUGGCGAUAGUGGGGCGGGUGAAGCAGCGUUCAGGGAGGCUGCAGUGCUCUGUAGACACUCCAGAGUUUGGCAGCGGUGCGAGAAGUCUGCUUAAUAACCAAUUCUAAGGCUACCAAGAAGAUGAUACGUCGGAGUGCGGUGUUGCUGUUGCUGCUGCUGAUGCAGUUACAGAGUUACGACGCUAGCGAUCUGAACUCGAUCCUUCCUAUAGCCCAACAACUGGGCAACUUUUGGCAAUCCAAUGAGCUGCAGUUCUUGGGCUUCCAGUGCUACUACCAUCAACAUCUGCGCUUCAGACGCUGGCGGUUUCGUUUUCACGGCAGCUUCUCAUGCCCUGGAUGGACUAACAUCCACGGCGAAUAUGACACGGUAAGCCGCAACGGCGUUCAACGGAAAACCAUAGAAGACUUUCUCAAGAAAGCAACUGCAGCAAACCUGGUCACUGAGGACGAGGCGCGGGCUUGGCUACAAGGAUUUUAAAUUCUGAAAAAUAUUGAUGACUUCUUGGUCGAUCGAAAAAUUUUUUAUCAUAACUUGGUGCCUGUUCUUCGCCCAAAAAUUCGAGAAAUUGCUACUUUUUUUAGGAAAAAUUCUAAGCCUAUAAAACACCGUCUGGCAUAAUUAAAAUUUGUAUAUAUGAUCUAAUAUAUUUUCCCAACCUCAAAACUCAAGAUCAGGUACACCACUGAUAACCAAACCAUUAUUUUUCGAUUUCCACAGUUGGAUUCCAGCGUAAUAGCCAUCUUAAAAGCACUCACCAAAUACAAUCAACUAAUAAUGAACACAUGUCAUGAAUAAGAAGUG